UGUCGGAGAGGGAAUCGCGCUCCGAUGAUCCAGCAAUUCCGAUCGAGCCCAAAUUGCCUUCCCCUCUUCUCCCAGACCCCCAGGACCACUGACCCACCAUCUCCGAAACAGAACUGCGGGCACACUCUCAAACAAUUGCUCGUAACUCCACACCAAGGCUUGGUAAGCGAAUGGUUCACCGAAUCUGAAUCCACUGGGGAUUCACUCCAUCCGGAUACUGCCUGCCACCAUGAAGCGGAUAUUCUGCUCACCCACAUUGAAGACCUCGACCAAGAGGCGGACCAAGGUUGAGAAGAAGCUACAGGAUGCUGUGGAACAGGGAGAUGUUGGCAAAGUGCGUGCCAUCCUCAAAGGUGGUACGGUGGUAGCAUCCAAACUGGACUCGGACGGGAGAUCUCUACUCCACCUCGCAGCAGCUCGAGGGAGAACGGAGUGUUUGGAGAUCCUACUGUCCUACCAGCUCAACGUGGAGGCUCGUGAUGGAGACGGUUGUACUGCAUUGCAUGUGGCAGUGAGGAAUUCCCAGUUGGAGUGCGUCAGGAGCCUGGUGAAGCACAAAGUCCCACUGACAGCGGUAGACCAUCACGGACGGACAGCGCUGCACUGCGCAGCAAUGUGUGGCUGCGUGGAAAGUGCCAGGCUGCUUUGUGAUCAAGGGAUCGACCUUGACCCCCUGGAUCAAGACAGCCAGACCCCGCUGAUGCUCACUGCCCGGUUCGGGCACCCCGGGGCCUGCCAGUUGUUGCUGGAUCGAGGGGCCACCGUCGAUGUCACCGACUCGAAACGCAGGACGGCGCUGAUCCUGGCCUGUGAGAGCGACUGCCCAGAGGUGGCCGAGAUCCUGUUGCGGGCUGGGGCGGACCCAGGACUGAUGGACGCCACCGGGCGCGGUGCCCACCACUAUGCCCUGCACUCUCGGAGCGGGCGCCUGCAGGGUCUCCCGCCCCUGGUGGCCCACAAUGCCACCAGCACAGAGCCUGGACCCACUGUGAAGAAGCACUCGCAGGUAUUGGCCGAACUUUCGGGGAGCGACUCCACGAGUGUCCAGCAGGAGGUGCCCAAGGGGCCAAGCGCUGGUAAUGGCAAUGAGGCAGAGGGCGAAGGCGGCAGUGCCUGGCGGGAAAUGGCCAGGGCGGAGGCGUCAUCUCCGGAGCCCUGGAGCAGGCAGACCAGGGUCGGGCAGGAGAUUCCAGACGGCUGGGAGGUGGCCAAGCUGCGGGAGGAGCUGGGGAGGCUGGCGGAGGAGAAGGACGAGGCGGAGAGGCGGUUUGUGGAGCUGGAGGGCCACCUGGACAACGUGCGGGCGCUCAUGUCGCAGUACCGCCUCCGCAAGUGCUCGCAGAGCCUCCAGAUCGAGGAGCUGGAGAUCCAGGUGCUCGAGCUGACGGGCGCCAACGCAGAGCUGGCGGGCCUGGCGAGGACGCUCCAGGAGAGGCUGGAGGGCAGGGUGCCGGGCGGGGACCUCUGGCCGAAGACAGAGCCCUCGGGAAUCAGGGAAGAGGGUCCCAGAGAGAGCACAGUCGGAGGAACUGCGCCAGGCGGAGAGCCCCUAAGAGGUGAAGAGCUGACAGGGGCGAGUCCCCGAGACUCCGACGAUGCCAGCGUGCUGACAGACUCAUCCAGCGAGGAAGAGGAGCCGGAGAGGGAUUCGGCCGCUGCCCGCUGGCCGCUCGGCGAGCCGAGAGAGGCGGGCGAAGGGAGAAUGGGUUCUCCUGGGGUGCCCAUGUCUCUCCUCCAAGGAGCGGAGGAGCGGGAGGAGGUGGAGAGACUCCGCGAGGGCUUCCAGAUGGCAUCAGCCUCCCUGGAGGCCUGUCAGCGGGAGGUGCUGGAGCUGAGGGCAGAGCGGGUGGCCGAACAGCGCAGGGGCGAGGAGAGGCUGUCAGAGGCCAGGGAAUGUCUGAAGGAUCUCGAGGAGCAGUGCCGCCGUUCGGAGGAGAAGCUCCGGGCAGAGGCGGAGGAACAUUGCCGGACCCGCGCCAGCCAAGAGGAAAUGAUUCGGGAGAUGCUGGGCGUGAUUCAGAGGCUCAAUGACGAGAAGGACAUCUUUCAACAGAAAAGCGAAAGCGCACAACAGCGACUGAAGGAAGCAGAGAGACAUCACAGAGAAGUGAUUUCAACUUACCGAGCUCACCUACUCAACGCAGCCCAGGGCCUGAUGGACGAAGAGGUGUAUCUUCUCCUGGCAGGAAUCUGGAAGAUGCAGCAGGGAAUAUUUUGACGGAAGAAGCGAAGGGAUUGUUUGGUUGGGGGGGGAGUGACUAACGGGAGAAGUGUUGGCAUCGCCCAGAGAUGGAUUCUCCAAGCAAUAGCCUCUCAGAUCCUCCACUCCCACUCUGUUCCACACUGAGAGUGGCAUCAUCACAGCAGAUUGGCACACGACCAGCAGGUGCUGAGGGCGGUUCACCGGACCCGAAACUUCAGCUCUGAUUUUGUCCUUUUCUUCGAGGAUGCUGCCAGAUUUGCUGAUCUUCUCCGGCAACUUCUGUUUCCUCUCUUCUCCCCAACCCUUGCCACCUCAGCAAGGGAAUGCCAUGCCCCUCCAACAGAUGCCAUCCCCUGGCACCAGCUUCUGUGGGCACCGUUCACUGUCGCAGGCUAUUCAACCUGAUGGGGCCUCCCGCACUCAGCGAGCGGCGACCGAUCCGGUGUCUCCUCCUCCUCUUCUGGGCACAUUUUACUCAAUAACGUGCGUCAUUCCCCCCAAGCCCGGGCAUCAGAAGUCAGGCCCAACUUGAGGUGCACAGCUUCUGUUGCGGACUCUCCAAGAAAACUGCGCAUUUUCUUCUGCGGCUCAAAACUGAGCGUCCUCGGCUGAGGAAGUCAACCGAUUUCCUCCUUUUCAAGGGGUUUAGAUGGUGAGUAAAGAAAUUGUGACGAUACCCCCACCAGUUUAGAAAGAUCUUUUCGAGACUUACGAAAUCCCGAGGAUGUUGGGGGAAGCUCGGGAGGCUGUUUGCCUUAAUCAGGCUGACUAAAGCAAGGGUCAGCGCACAGAAUAAAGGCCAAGUUCCCCAUCACAGGCAGAUUUAUUCUUAUCUCAGAGAAUUGACGGAAUUUCCUUGGCACUGUGUGAUGAGCUGAGGUCAAGCAGGCCCAGGCCCCUUCCUUCCUCGCAGGUUAGAAGCUGAAGAGGUGAUUUUAUUCAAACAUACUUUUAGGGGGAAAUUGACAGGAGAGAUGCAGAGAGGUUGUUACUCCCUUGUGUGGGAGAGCCUAGGAACCAGAGGGGCAUCAUCUUAGCAUUAGGGGUGGCCCAUUGAAGACAGAGGUGGGGAGGAGAAUAGGCAGGACUAGCCCUUUGGAUACAAGGGGUGGUGGUGGAGGGUUGUUCUCAGGCUGGAGACCCGUGACCAGCGGCGUGCCACAAGGAUCGGCGCUGGGUCUACUGUUUUGUGUUAUUUAUAUAAAUGUUUUGGAUGUGAACGUAGGAGGUACGGUUAGUGAGUUUGCAGAUAACACCAAAGUUGGAGAUGCAGUAUGGAGCGAAGAAAGUUAUCUCAGAGUACAACAGGAUUUUGAUCAGAUGGGCCAAUGGGCUGAAGAGUUUAAUUUAGAUACAUGUGACGUGCUGGAUUUUGCAAAGGCAGAUCAGGGCAGAACUUAUACACUUAAUGGUCAAGUCCUGGGGAGUGUUGCUGAACAAAGAGACCUUGGGGAGCAGGCUCAUAGCUCCUUGAAAGUGGAGUCGCAGGUAGACAGGGUGGUGAGGAAGGUAUUCAGUAGGCUUGCCUUCAUUGGUCAGUGCGAUGAGGAUAGGGAGUUGGGAGGGUCAUGUUGCAGCUGUACAGGACAUUGGUUUGGGCCACUUUUGGAAUACUGCGUUCAAUUCUGGUAAAGGAAGGUUGUGAAAUUUGUAAGAGUUUGGGAAAGAUUUACAAGGAUGUUUGCCGGGGUUGGAGGGGUUGAGCUACAGGGAAAGGCUGGGGCUAUAUUCCCUGGAAUGUCAGACGCUGAGGGGGUGACCUUGUAGAGGUUUAUAAAACCAUGAGGGGCAUGGGUAGGGGGGAUAGACAAGGUCUUUUCCCCCAGGGGUAGGGGGGAGUCUAAAACUAGAGGGGCAUUGGUUUAACGUGAGAGGAGCAAGAUUUAAAAGGAACCUGAGGAGAAACUUUUUCCACACAGAGGGUGGUGCGUGUAUGGAAUGGAAGUGGUGGAGGCUGGUACAGUUACAACAUUUAAAAGGCAACUGGAUGGGGACAUGGAUAGGAAGGGUUUAGAGGGAUAUGGGCCAAAGGCUGGCAAACUGGACUAGAUUAAUGUAGGAUAUCUGGUCAGCACAGACGAAGGGUCUGUUUCUGUGCUGUGUGUCUCUAUGACUCAGCGAGGGAGCAGGGACAGAAUUGGUGCCAGAUAGUACCGAAUGGCAGAGCAGGUCAGAUGGGCUGAGUUGCCUCAUCCUGACCUUCGUUUCUGACCCACAAAACACGUUGAGGGGGUUUUUUUGGGCAUCUCCUUCUGGGCAUUGACAACAUGGGAAGCUCUUUUGCAGUGUGAGGUGGGAACUGGGAGUAACACAAACCAGGGAGACGACACAGUUUUAAAAAUACAUAUUCUAUAUGGGAAUCCCUAUGUGCUCAGGUCAUCUCCCCCGCUCCAUCCAAAAACAAUGGCACCUCAUCCAUAAGACCAGCGAGAGAAGCCACUGUUAUCAGACUCCCGAAUGGACCACUCAUCUGUUAGAGUCAAUCAUCCUCUGCACCAUCCCCAUAGCUGCAAAGCUAUAUUCUGUUCUAUUACUCUGAUGUACUUAUAUAAGGGGUUAUUUACCCAGAUAGCGCACAAAACCAUAUUUGAUUUGAUUUAUCGCAGUCACACAUACCUAAGUACACAAGCUUUGUUUCGCCCGCAGAUCAUAGCAAACAAGAACUCACAGAUUGCAGGGUGCUUAGACAGAGAGAGGCAUACAAUGUCACAGCUGCAGGGGAGUUGCACCAAAGCAAGGUCGACAUCAGCAAGCUCGGAGUUACUUCCAUAUCAGAGGUCCAUUCUGCAGUCCAAUAACAGCAGGAUCAGAACCUGUUAGUGAAGCUUCUGCAGGACUGAAGAGGUCGGAAGAGAGCGACGCUGGGGUAGGAGGGGUCCUUGAUGAUGUUGGCAGCCCUUCUGCAGCGAUGAGAAGUUUAGAUGCAGUCCGUGGUCAUCUUCCGUGAUGGUCUGGGCUGUGCACGCAACUUUCCGCAGUUUCUGACAGUCCUGGCCGGAGCUGUUGCUGUCCUAAGCCAAUAUGCGCCCAGAUAGAGUGCUUUCUAUGGUGCAUCUGUCAAAAGAGAGUGAGGGUCCUUGUGGACUUGCCAAAUUUCUUGAGCUGAGAAGAGGGGACAUUAUCGUGCCUUCUUGACCAUCAUAUCUAGAUGGAAAAUCCAGGACACAUUGUUGGUGAUAGUCACUCCUGGGAAUUCAGAUCCCCCACACCUCAGCUUCUUCAUUGUAGACAAGAGUGUGUCCUCUCCUUUCACUUUUUUUAAAAAAACUGUAUCUCCUUACAUGUGGAAAUAACAAAUCAAACCAAAAAAAUCCCCUUUCACUUACCAAGAAUGAGAUAAAGCCAAUCCCAUGAGCUGACUGCAUAGAGGUUUGGUUUGGACAAGAGCUGCAGAAAUGGGAAGGAAAGGCUGAAAUUGAGGAGGAAUCUUUUCUCAUUUAAAAUUGUGGAAUGGUUGUCUGGAUAGUGGUUUUGGGGAGGGGGGGGGGCGGCGCGCCAUGCUAAUUCAAUUGUAAAAGCAGAAAUCAGGUAGAUUGUUGAUGGAAAGAAUUUUGCUGGAGCUGCAGUAAACAGAUGGCUCUAUUUGUUGUGCUUACACCACUGGGUCAGGGACAACAUUGAAAGGGGCACACACAAUCGCUGUCCAACCCUUCUCCCCGUAUUCGUAAGGAAUUUGUGGUCCAUGAGACUGGAAUUCAGCCUUUUGACCUGACAUCGAUUUGCCAUCUGCCAAAAGAAUUCCAAAGACAAAGCGAAGUCUCUGUUUCAAGGGCCGGCUCCAAUUCCAGGAUGUUGACACGUCCUUUUCGAACUUACUUUCCCAUUUUGAUGAUGCUGUCUUUUUAAGAGGCUAUUGCGUCCUUGUUUUUGUUUGAAGGGGACAUUGUAAGGCAGAGGUGCUGACCUGGGUAGUUUAGACCACUUGAGUAAACAACUGGGUUUUUUUUUAAGAAAAACAGGCCUGAAAACAUGCAGCUAGCUCUCUCAGAUCAGGAUUUCUGGGCAACAUCAGAAGCUAUUGGGGUCUCCACAGAGUGAGCGUUCAGGGAACUUCUCCUGGUUGCUACUCUCUCUGAAUUUCCUUUUUCCUCUUGGAUUGGAGAACUGCAUGUGAGAAUCUGUGUCUGAAUUUUCCUCUUGCUUUUGCCGAGGGGCGUUUAGUGGAUGUCAUUACAUUGGAACUGUUAAUUAGUAGCAGCUAUUGUAUCUAUUAUUGCUAAUAGAGUUGUUAAUCUAAAUUCCUCUUUCUUUUGUUUCUAUG
Stegostoma tigrinum is the source of this 6464-nucleotide messenger RNA. Its product is annotated as ankyrin repeat domain-containing protein 24-like. The coding region runs from base 230 to 2218 and encodes 662 amino acids. Gene Ontology annotation, molecular function: actin binding. The record is from RefSeq and is a predicted model, not a curated record. Lineage: Eukaryota; Metazoa; Chordata; Chondrichthyes; Orectolobiformes; Stegostomatidae. The transcript is spliced from 13 exons.